Rotaria sp. Silwood1 is the source of this 885-nucleotide messenger RNA. Lineage: Eukaryota; Metazoa; Rotifera; Eurotatoria; Philodinida; Philodinidae. The record is from the annotation of a GenBank genome assembly.
AUGGGAAGUCUACCUGGCCAUUUAGUUCCUGGCUCAAUAUUUAUUAUGCUCGGUCUAUGGUGGAUAUAUUCAGCAUGGUUACGUUAUUUUAUAUGCCGUCAACGUCGACGACCAUACUAUGUAACAACAUUAUUUCCAUGUCAUUGUUGUGGGCCACGUGUUGCUAGGUUACCUAUUGAAGCAUUUUUUGUUUUAUUCGGUACAACAUUGGGUAUUCUUAUUGAAUUAAUUGCUGGUUUUAAUCGUGUAGUUGAUCCUAAAACAGGUGCUGUAUCAUUCUUUGAAGGAGCAAAUAAUCUUCAACAUUUUGCUAUGUAUUUAAUGUUUUUCUUAGUUGGAUUAAUUACACUAUUAACUCAUUAUAAUUUUCCAUUACCGAAAAAUUUCGAUAUAGCUGCUGGUUGUUUAGCAUUUACGGCGGAAGCUCUUCUCUUCUAUUUUCAUGGUCAUACUCGUGAUCCAGUAGAAGUUUUAAUACAUAUUUUUCUUGUUUUAGCUAUAUGUGCUACUGUUAUAUGUGGUGUUUUUGAAUUAAUUCAAAAAGAAAAACAAGUUCAUGCAACUUUAAUGCGUGCAUAUUUUACUGUUAUACAAGGUGCAUGGUUUUAUACAACAGGAUUUUUUCUUUAUAGUCCAUUUCAUGAACAUUAUGAACAAAGUAAAGAUCCUGAUGCACAUCGUACAUCAAUGUUAAUUGCUUAUUAUUUUUCAAUUCAUAUGGCUGUUGCCCUAUUUAUAUUACUUGCACUAGCUGUACCAGCUUAUUAUAUAAGUAAACGUCAACAUCAAACAAUAGAUUUUGCUGAAUAUGGACAAUUUUCAAUGAUUAAUAAUGAUGAAGAUGAAGAAAUGGAAAAAUUAAAUGGUACAACAACAAUACAAUAA